ACCCCACACUUACACACAGGAACACGCCACACGCCUCCACCUCACACUGUACCCGUCAUCCGCACGCUCACCCCCCGCCUGCCCAGAUGAGUUACCCGAUGGACUCUAUAGGGAGUCGGAGAAUGAUGGACUCCAGGACUACCUACGUCCGCUCCAGCGGCUCUCCCUCCAGCGGGUAUCGCUCCCAGUCUUGGUCCCGUGCAAGCCCCGGUUCCAGUGUAACGUAUAAGAGGACCGUCAGCACGCCGGUGGCCCGAACCUACAGCUCCGCCGUGCUCAGCUCCGCCGACAGCGUCGACUACGGCCAGACAUCAAUGCUAAACGGAGACUACAAGCGCACCAACGAGAAAGAACAGCUCCAAGGGCUCAACGACCGUUUCGCCGGUUACAUCGACAAGGUGCACUACCUGGAGCAGCAGAACAGGCAGAUCGAGGCAGAGAUCCAGGCACUGCGGGAGAGGCAAGCGUCGCAAUCUAAACUUGGUGAUGUUUACGACCAGGAGCUGCAAGAGCUGCGCUCCAUGCUGGAGCAGAUCCACCACGAAAAGGCUCAGAUUCAGCUGGACACGGAGCACAUCGAGGAAGACAUCCAGAGGCUUAGGGACCGCUUCGAUGAGGAAGCUCGUAUCAGGGAGGAGACGGAAGCCAUCAUCCGUGCACUGAAGAAGGACACGACAGACUCGACAUUAGUGAAGGCAGAGUUGGAGAAGAAAGUUCAGUCACUGCAGGAUGAAAUUGCUUUCAUUCGCAACAACCAUGAAGAAGAGGUUAAUGAGCUGCUCGCCCAAGUUCAAGAGUCGCAAAUCAGUAUGGAGAAGAGGGACUACCAGAAGACCGACCUCACCGAGGCACUCCGGGAGAUCCGCUCACAGCUGGAAGGGCACUCUUCCCAAAAUCUACAGCAAGUAGAGGACUGGUUUAUGUGCAAGUUUUCCAAGCUGAAUGAUGCGGCGGAACAGAACAAAGAUGCAAUCAAAUCCGCCCGGGAUGAGAUCGCAGACUAUCGCCGUCAGCUCCAGUCCAAGACCAUCGAACUCGAGUCGGUUCGAGGCACUAAGGACUCGCUAGAGAGGCAACUCACUGACAUCGAGGACCGACACAACAGUGAUAUGAACAGCCUUCAGGAAACAAUCAAUCAACUGGACAAUGAAUUGAAGAGCACGAAAUGGGAAAUGGCUCGCCACCUGCGCGAGUACCAAGAUCUACUCAAUGUCAAGAUGGCUCUUGAUAUAGAAAUUGCUGCUUACAGGAAACUUCUAGAAGGGGAGGAGACACACUUUAGCACCUACCCUUACCGUCAGUCUGUCACCACCAAGAUCUCCAAGGUCAAGAGUGAACCCCCCAAGCUGAAGGUGCAGCACAAGUUUGUGGAGGAGAUCAUUGAGGAGACCCGUGUUGAGGAUGAAAAGGCUGAAAUGGAUGAGGCUUUGGCCGAGAUAGCCAAUGAGCUGUCUGCUGCUCUUGGAGGAGACCAAGGCGGAGAGGAGGAUGAAGGUGAAGGAGAGGGUGAGGAAGGUGAGGAAGCAGGUGAAGAGGAGGGAGAGAAAGAGGAGGGAGAUGAGAAAGAGGAAGAGGCUGAGGCAGAGGAGGAGGAAGUUGUAGCCGCCAGUGAUGCUAAACUCAGCGCUAGCGCUCCUGGUGAGGAAGAGGAAGAGGAAGGAGGAGAAAAAGAGGGUGGAGAUGAAGAGGAAGAAGGAGAGGGUGGUGAAGAGGGAGAGAAAGAAGGCGAGGAAGGAGAGGGAGAAGGAGAGGCAGAGGGAGGAGAGGAGGAAGGAGAGACAGAUGAUAAGGGAGAGGGAGGAGAGGAUGAGGCUCAGGAGGAGGACGGGGAAGUGGAAGAGACUGUGCUGAGCACCAAGGCCCCAGAGUCAAAGGCCUCUCCAGAGAAAGAGAAGGCGGAAAGUGACAAAGAAGAGGAAAAAGCUGAAGAGGAAGAAGAGGAGGAAGAGGCGGCUGGUGACGACAAAGCAAAAUCUGAUGCAGGAAGUGGCGACGAGAAGGAGACCAAAGCAGAGCCAGAGAAGGAGGCUGCCAAAGAGGAGAAGAAGAAGGAGGAGAAAUCUGAAGCACCUGCAACCAAGGCUGAAGCCCCAAAGACAGAGACCGCUAAGACUGCCACACCCGAGGCCCCAAAGAGUGAAUCUCCCAAAGCUGAAUCCCCAAAAGUCCAGUCCCCAAAGAGUGAAUCUCCAAGAGCUGAAUCCCCAAAGGUCCAGUCCCCAAAGAGUGAAUCUCCAAGAGCUGAAUCCCCAAAACCUGAGUCCCCAAAACCAGGGUCACCAAAGAGUGAAUCUCCAAAGGCUGAGUCCCCAAAGAGCGAGUCCCCAAAACCUGAAGCUGUGAAGAGUGAGCCGAGCAAGGCACCAGCUCCAAAGGCCUCCAAGCCUGAGAGCCCCAAGAAAGAGGAGCCCAAAGCUGCAGAACCACCCAAGAAGGAGGAGAAGAAAGCAGAGCCCCCAAAAGAGGAGGCCCCCAAAGCCGAGACCCCCAAAGCUGCCCCCGAGAAAGUAGAGAAGAAGAGCGAGCCCGAGCCGGUAGAGAAGAAGGAGGAAAAGAAAGAAGCCGACAAGGGCAAGAAAGAGGAGGAGAAGGAGCCCGCAGAGAAGGAGGUGAUCUCCAACGGCGUCGAGGAGGAGAGCCUAUCCAAAGAUGACCCCAGCCAGAAGGUGAUCAUCACUCAAACCGUGGAGACAAUCACCACCGGAGAGGACGGAGCCAAGCACGUCACAAAGUCCGUGACUGUCACGGAGACCGUCAAGGAAGUGGAGGAGGUGGUCCAGGAGAAGAUGGUCUCCACCAAGAAGGUGGAGAAGCACUCCUCCCAGGCUGUCAAGCAGGUCACCGAGGCCGAAUGAACACCCUCAAAACAUGUCAAGACAGGAAGCGAAGGGGAAUGUGAAGAUGAAGCAAUCAAGAAAAAUACAACAAACAAUCAACAAAAACUAACAUAACAAAGAAACCAUAACAAAUUAGAAAGAUGUAUUCAUGCUAAUCACUCAAAACAGAUUAAAUCAAGACAAAGCAGCAUUAGAGAGAAGUCAUAAGAUGCGUCCUAAGCUAAAAAACCUCAAAAACAUGCAUGUUGAGAGAGAGCUUUCAAUGGGCUUUGCUGCAGAUGGAGAGGGGUGAGCAGGGGUAAUCUCUCUGUCUUUGUUUCUUUAUUUUCCUUCUUUCUCUCUCUGCAGAACAUGGGCGGGGUAACGGGGUAUUUGGUGUCUGCAUGCUAGUACAGGAAAGGAGCAAUACUCUCCCACUGCUUGGGGUAGAUUUACAGUCAGUGUGUGAGAGUGUGAAUGUGUGUGAGAGAGAGAGUGUGUGUGUGUGUGUGUGUGUGUAUGUGAGUGUGUGCAUGUACGUAUGGCAUAAGGAAUACAUGUUAUGCGUACAGAGAGUAUGGAUGGGAGAACGAGAGUGACAAAAAGUACUUGAAGUCAAAAGAUAUUUAUUUGGUUUAAGUGAACAGGGACCGUAGGGGUAAAACUGAAGUAGCCUUACAAUUCACGGGAGGAUAACAACUGAGCCAAAAAUGAAGACAACACAACACAUUUACAGAAGAGAAUGACAUUGGAAAGACAAACCCAUGACCAUACAUAUACAGUACCUAAAGCAACUAAGAAACUCCUAGCCUUAAACAUGCUUUUUACUGUUGUCUAUUAUGUUUACCUAACCAGUGCAAUUGAAAAUAAUAAAAAUGCGCACACAUACAUUCUUGUAUGCCUAGAAAGGACUUGAAUUUAAAUACUGAAUAUAAAAUGAGGUGCUACUGUUUGCAAUCCCAUGUCUUUAGUCAUCAUGAUGAAUUUCUCAGCAGCAUUUGCUCAAUAAAUGUCAUAUUAAAAGGC
Sardina pilchardus (European sardine) is the source of this 3842-nucleotide messenger RNA. RefSeq names its product neurofilament medium chain a (gene nefma). Gene Ontology annotation, biological process: neurofilament bundle assembly. Bases 87 to 2855 code for a protein of 922 amino acids. Gene Ontology annotation, cellular component: axon; cytoplasm; intermediate filament. The transcript has 3 exons. Lineage: Eukaryota; Metazoa; Chordata; Actinopteri; Clupeiformes; Clupeidae. Gene Ontology annotation, molecular function: structural constituent of cytoskeleton. The record is from RefSeq and is a predicted model, not a curated record.